Messenger RNA from Funneliformis mosseae, 2544 nucleotides. NCBI's taxonomy places the organism in Eukaryota, Fungi, Glomeromycota, Glomeromycetes, Glomerales, Glomeraceae. The record is from the annotation of a GenBank genome assembly.
AUGACUACUUCAAAUCUUAUUGAAACGUUAGAAUGGUCAUUAAUAUUGGGAAAUUCUACACAUGAAAGUUCACAAAAUUCAACUGAAAUUUUAAUAUCUAAAAUCCUUGAUGGUCAAUAUAGGGAAAGUUUGACUUGCGAUAUAACAAAACAAAUCUUAGGAACGGAAUUAUCAGCAGAGGAUGAUUUUGUCAAAAAUUUUACAGGAAACUUAGACAUAAAUGUAUACAUAUCUAAUAGGAUCAAGAAAUAUAUUUCAUCUAGUUUACAUGAAUUAGAAUCACAACAAAAUCAAUUACUUAAACAGCUUAAUUUGCUCUGCGUUGCAGUUGCUUGUUUGAAUGCCUUUAUACAAACUUCUUGGACUGGACCGAAUUUAGAUCUCGAACCACGAGAUAUUUUACCAACAAUUAUAAGGGACAAAUAUAAUUCUGAUGAAUUAAACAAGAAAGCUCUAGAAUCGUUAUCUACAGAUGGUGAAGAAGCUUAUCAUUUAGUACCUCGAGCUUUGUAUCUUUUAAUUUCAAGAAUUAUUUUAGUAGAUAACGAACAACUUUUUACUGAUCUAAAAACUUCAUUAUGGUGGGGACAGAGAGUUUUGUUCCUUCAACAGCGUAUUCUUGAUAAUGUUGCCGGCUCUUUACACGACUUAAUGUUGCAAUAUCUGAAAACUUUUGAGAGUAAACUUAUUUCAACGAAUUCAGAUAUUUACGCUAGAUAUCAUAUAGAAUUCGGUCUUGUAUAUCAUUAUUAUGGCCAAGAUUCUUUAGCAUUUCAACAUUUUUUAAAUGCACAAAAAUCGAGCCAACUUCAAUGGAAAGUAACUGGUGCAUUAGGCAAAAGAACAAAAUUUCAAACGUCUGAUAUAUCACAAUUAUUAGUCGUUGCCAAAUCUAAAGAGGAAUUUCCGGAUGAAAGUGACUCAAGAAAAAAACUUCCGGAUAACUUAAGAUUGAAUGAUGACACCUUACUGGAAAAAAUCGAAUUUUCUAAUCAAAAUGAUGAUGUAGUAGAUUUUGAUCUUCAAAAUCAAAAGAACCUUAAAAUUAUUGAUCAAUGUCUGUUGCUUGCUUUUUGUUUAAAUGUAAAGAAUACUAAUCCUUCACAUGGUAUUACCACAGAACUAAUGGUGCCGUAUGUCUCUCGUGUUUUAGAAAAUCCAAACAAUUGGAUGGUAUACACCAUGGCAUUAUUACUAAGAUCACGUCUUGAAAAAGAAAAGAGUCGAACGGUUGAACGUUCUGCUCUUCAACUUCAAGCACUAGUGGAUCAAUUUCCUCUUGAACUUUCUAGUGCAAAAGAACGAAUGGCAUAUUUUUAUCAAAUUUUAUUGCCAUCAAAAUGGGAUAUGGAAAAGGAACUUGCUGUGCAAUAUUUGUCCAUAGGUGUUGUUCGUUCGGCUCUGCAGAUAUUUGAACGAUUAGAAAUGUGGGAAGAUGUAAUCAACUGUUAUAUUAUGCUUGAAAAAGAAGUGGAGGCUAAAAAGAUAAUACAUGAACAAUUAAAGAUAACACCAAAUUCACCAAAACUUUAUUGUCUUUUGGGUGACGUCGAAAAGGAUCCAAAACAUUGGGAACAUGCAUGGGAAAUUUCCGGCAAUCGAUUCGCUCGUGCUAUGCGAUCUCUUGGUGGAUAUUGGUAUAAACGUGAAGAAUAUCGAAAAUCUAUUGAGUGUUACGCAAAUGCUCUUCAGAUAAAUCCCCUUUUUGAAAAUUCAUGGUUUGUGCAGGGAUGUGCUGCAAUGCAUGUGAAGGAAUGGGAAACCGCUAUACAAGCUUUUUCACGAACUAUAGCUAUUGAUCCCGAAAAUUCUGAAGCUUGGAAUAAUUUGGCAUCGAUAUUUUUGAAACAAAAACGUAAGCCUGAUGCUUAUAAUUCAUUACAACAGGGAUUGAGAUUAAAUUAUGAUAGUUGGAAAAUAUGGACAAAUUAUCUGUAUACAGCUAUUGAUAUUGGUGAAUUUGCCGAAGCUAUAAGAGCUAUGCAACGUGUUGUUGAUUUAAGGUGGGAAAAGGAAAAGGAUUCUUGCGUUGAUUUACAAGUUCUUGAACUUUUAGUAAAUGCUGUUACGCAAGGUAUUCAAGAUGCUCGUCAAAAUAGUGCCUCUCAAUUGGCUCCAAGACUUGAAAAAUUAUUGACCGAAACUAUUACUUCUCGAAUUACCUCCAAUCAACAUAUAUGGCGUCUCUGUGCUAAAUUUUGGUUUUGGAAGAAGGAAUACGACGAAGCUCUCGAAGCGUAUUUGAAAGCAUAUCGAAGCGUUUUACGUGAUCCAAAUUUAGGGAAUUCGUACGAUGUAUUUGAAAAAGUAGCAAAUGCUGCAUUAGAAGUUGUAGAAGCGUAUCAAAAUUUUGGUGAAAAGAAAGUUUUACGUAAAAUAGACUCUAAUGAUGAUGGUUUAGAAAUCGAAAAAAUCGUUUGUAAAGAUUGGAAAUAUCAGGCAAAGAGUUUAUUGAAGAGUUUGAUAGGAAGGACAAAAAAUUCUUUUGAGGGCACACCAAUGCAUGAUAAGCUAAAAGAAGUGGCAAAUGAAUUAAGUGAAUAA